UUCCUAGAUGUAGUGGCACCACAGGGAAGCACCAAGCUGCUUGCCAUGAAGGCACCAGUUGAAUUUCGUAAAAUGUUGUCCUCUAGCUCUCUCCUGCGGUCUGCAAAAAAAGGUGAGAGCAUAUCUAGUACCAACCUCGAGGAAGCUGCAAAACCUGCUGAAGAUACAAGGAUGGCCAUGUCAAGAAAAACUGAGGUUUCGUUUCCUCAGCGAGGAGUUGUUUCCUCCCCUGAGGAGGAAAACCUGACCACAUCUGCAACAGGAGGAGGCCUGAGGAAGGAGUUAGCUGAGGAACAGACAUCCAGCUCAGAGUCAGAUUCUAGCUCAGAUUCCGAGGAUGAAAAUGUUGAUGAUUCAGAAGUUCCCACUAAAACGAAAGUUGAGUUUCCUAGACGAGAUCCCAUCUUUUCUGAGAGCAUAGCAGUAAAGGCAUCAAUGCUGGCAAAAGAUAAAUUGUCCCAGAAAUCCCUCAAAGAAUAUGGAAUUAAGAAGCUGCCACGCAAACCGGAAAUUAACGUGUCUCCUGUAAAGCAGGUCAAAUUUUCUGAAACAUCAGUCAGCCAGGAAACAUCAAAAUCCAAAGCAAGAGACCCCAAAGUAAAAGCCACUCCAAAAGAGCACAAGUUAGAACCACGUGUGGUGAGAAGUCUGGACCUGACCAAUAUCACUCAUAAAUCUGGUCAUAUGGAGGAAAAGUCCAUUGGAACCCAGGUAGCAGCUAUUCAGAUGAAAGCCUCAGCAGUGACUCAGGAAGACAAAAAGCAAGAACUAGUAUCCAGAGGAGAGAAGGUGAAGGAGGCACAGGAGUUGGAAACAAAAGAAGUAACUGCUCCUAAAGUGGAAGAAACUUCUGGAAGCACAGUGUUGGUGAUGGACACUGCAGCAAAGGAGGAGACCAUGCAGGAAGCAGGAGUCCAGGCUGGAGAAAGCGGUACAAUAGAGGGUACAGCUUUAAAUUGUUUGAACUGUAUUGAUUCAGCUGGGGUAGGGUUUGAUUUUCUUAAAGGGUUUCCACAUCUUCUCUGAUCUUUGUACUGAAGCUGGCAUAGUGGCAGUGACUUUCUGGAAGAUAAAUUGUUGUUCAUUGCUAAUUGUUAUAAGCUGUCAGUAAUACUCAGUCUCCAGCUAUGCUGUGAAAGAAAGCAGUUUCAUUUUCUCUGUAUUUAUAGUUUCAUAAAACAGUUACUUAUAAAAUGGAAACAAGAUUGUUUCCACUGUGAGCAAAAUCAUGGGUUUUAUAUGACAACACUUGUUUUCAUUCUUCUCUUUCCUUGGAAGGAUUUGCUAGCUGCCAUUCUCAUGAGUCAAAUUUGGUGCCAUGUCAUUGUUGCUUAAACCCUGCCAUUUUUCUGGUUCUGUUUUGGCUUCUUUUGGGUUUUGUUUUGAUGGUUUUCUUUUCAAUCUGUCAGUGUUUCAGAUUUCAGAAGACUUCAAGAAAUCAUAGUGUAAUGCCAGAACCAGGCAUUGUUGAUUCUGAGACUGGAAGGUUGCAAGGAACUUGUGUGGAAGUAGUGAGUCAGUUUUGUAGAGAGCUGGGGAGGAGAUAAUGGCGUGUUUUCAGGAAAGACCAUCAUGUAUCAUGUAAUCAUCCCCUCAGCUCUACUUCUUUAUCUGACCUACCCUUCUUAUUUCCUUCCAUCCUGUUAAUUGAUGGCCCUGCUGAUCUCAUUCUGUUAUCUCAGUAGCAGAUGUCUCUCUGUCCUGACCUGUCGAGAUUCUGCCUUUCAUCUUAGCCAGUAUAAAUCUGCCAUUCUUGAGACCCCUCGUUGCUACUUUGAAUUAAAGAAUUUGCCUGUUUGGAA
This is a messenger RNA of Cyanistes caeruleus (blue tit), 1802 nucleotides long. Lineage: Eukaryota; Metazoa; Chordata; Aves; Passeriformes; Paridae. The record is from RefSeq and is a predicted model, not a curated record.